AUGUGUUUUAUAUAUACUUCAGAUUAUAGGGUUUUGAUCAUGGCAACAUUUGUUAUUAAACACAAGUCCAGCGGUAAAUUUUUCCAUCCUUACAUGGGCCAUGCAAAUCCGGCCAACAAUACCCAGAUAGUUCUAUACGACGAAACACACGAAAGGAUGCAUUUUACAUUUGACCUUGUAGAUGGGCAAUGGGGUUACAUACAACACGUAACCAGUGGCAAAAUAAUACACCCUUAUGGCGGCAGUAUGCACCCAGGAAAUAAUACUGAUCUGGUCCUACAUCAGGAUCGUCAUGGAGGCGCCCUCUUUUGCAUCGAUAGUGCAAAUGACGUCAUAAUUCACAAAGGAGGAAAAUUCGCUCAUCCAAAAGGCGGCAGCCAUAACCCAGGAAAUCAAACUGUGGUAUGUCUCCAUCAGGAUCAACAUUAUGCGAUGAAGUUUGAAUGUGUAUCUCCGUACAAUACCAGCGAAGAAGUUCUAGUGUACGGUAAACCAACCUUAACUGGAAAGUGGAAAAUUGUCAAUAUGGUAAUUGAUCCGGCAGCAGAGCACAAGCAGACUAUCCAAUACAAAGUUGGAAAGUCCAGAACUGAAAGUAUUACCUCAUCUUUCUCGUUUAAAUGGGAAAUGACAGUAGGAGCAACAGCUGGUGUAAAUUAUUUGUUUGGAUCUGCAAGUGUUUCCUCGUCAAUGUCAACAUCUUUAUCAACUAUGUUCCAAAGAUCUUCUUCAGCAACAUGGUUGGACGAAACAACAGUUACACGAGAGAUAAAAGUUUUACCUGGAGAAACUGUAGUCACGUGGCAAUUUAUAUUUGCAUGUGAACAGCAUGGACACAGGGCCGAAUUUAAUAGCAACAUUCUAGCCGAUAGUCGCAGUCCAAAUGAUGUUCCUGGCGAAAUUGCUGGAGCAGGAUUUUAGAAGGAUAAAUUUUAGUUUUAAAGUUUAUGAUUUAUAUUAUUAUGUAUUUCUAAUCAUUGUUUUAAAAUAACUACAGAUUUAUUAUAGAUUCAAUUUUCAAAUACAUAUGAAUAAAUAUCUUUUUGAAUU
Molecule: messenger RNA, 1050 nt
Organism: Mytilus californianus (California mussel)
Lineage: Eukaryota; Metazoa; Mollusca; Bivalvia; Mytilida; Mytilidae
Product: alpha-D-galactose-binding lectin-like
Exons: 2
Coding region: 1-921 (306 amino acids)
Source: RefSeq, a predicted model, not a curated record